Aspergillus bombycis is the source of this 1749-nucleotide messenger RNA. RefSeq names its product putative endosomal sorting complex protein TSG101. The transcript is spliced from 4 exons. Gene Ontology annotation, molecular function: ubiquitin binding. NCBI's taxonomy places the organism in Eukaryota, Fungi, Ascomycota, Eurotiomycetes, Eurotiales, Aspergillaceae. Gene Ontology annotation, cellular component: ESCRT I complex. Bases 1 to 1749 code for a protein of 582 amino acids. The record is from RefSeq and is a predicted model, not a curated record. Gene Ontology annotation, biological process: endosome to lysosome transport; protein transport; protein modification process.
AUGGCUGCUGUGCCGCAGAGGACACUCAACUGGCUAUACAGUGUAUUGAUCCGGGAUCAUUACGAUCCCCGACAGACGUAUCAGGACCCCAAUCGCACCUACUAUGAUGUGGCCUCCGUGCUUGCUCAGUAUCCCUCCCUGUCCCCACGAACCGAAGUCUACACGUAUGAAAAUGGUUUCUCGGCCCUUCUACUGCAACUCACUGGCACGGUACCUGUUACGUUUCGCGGCACGGUCUACAAGUUUCCUAUAUCGCUAUGGGUCCCCAAUACCUACCCCCGAGAGCCACCAAUUGUCUACGUGACUCCGACUCAGGAUAUGGCUGUUCGAGUUGGCCAACAUGUGACAUUGGAAGGAAGAGUGUAUCAUCAUUAUCUAGCACACUGGGCAGAGGCUUGGGAGAGAUCAACCCUUGUAGACCUUGUCUCUAUACUUCGUGAGGUCUUUGCAAAGGAGCCACCGGUCCGAUACAAACAGCAACAAGUACCACCACGCCCACAACAACCUGAGCCAACGCAAACGCCGCCUCCUCUACCUCCACUCCCAGCAGAACUCGGAUUAUCCGCGUCUCACUCACCAUUGCACCAGAAUGUGCCUUCGCCAGUGCCGGCGGUGCCACCUCCCCCACCUCCCAAACCUGGACAAGCGGUCUCUGCUGAGCAACGACAACCGAUGCUUGCAGCGCAGCCCAACUCCCCAUCGCCUCUUCCUCCACUACCACCGAAGGAACAGGAUCCACGAUGGCCGCCUCGAACCCAUGCAAGGACUAGCAUCCCAACGGAUCGCCUAUCGCAGUACCCACUAGAACCAAGUGGCAUGGGAAGCCCGACGACUCCGCAUCGUUAUCCUCAGCAGCAGCACCCCACGGCACAUCCAAUGCCAGCCUAUACACAAGGCCCCCUACCUUCCCAAGCUGAUAGCCGAGCACCGCCUGGCGCAAUAUCGCAGCAACAGCCCCCCCAUGGCCUCCCUCAACAAGUUUCUCCCCAUCGCCCAACACAUCACCCAGCAAAUAGCGGAUACCAGCAGAUGACACCACUGCAAGCACCUCAGCAGGCCUCUCAUCACAGUUUUCAGCGACCAUCUUCAGAGACCCAACUAGCGGUGAAACCCAGGGCCGAAACUCCUGAUCUUCUUACUUCACCUUUUGAGGUUGAGCUUCCAUCAGUCACCUCCGGACCUGCACCGCCAAUUCCCCCAAAUCCAGAAAAGGAUGCGCUGUUACACGCUGUGUCCAAGGCAUUGGCCGAGACGUUGCAGACAAAUGUGUCGCAAACCGAGUCUGCAGCGCGAUCUCUACAGUCACAGUCGGACUCUUUGCACGCAGCGAUUGCCACCUUGCAAGGCGAGAUCUCCUCAUUAAACACCCUUAAUUCAAGCCUCCAGUCGAACACCUCCACCCUGCAGCAGUCCCUUCACCGCGCCGAUGCUGUCAUAGCUGAUGCACAAGGUCGCAUAUCGUCAUCUGCCGCACAGUCGAGCUUAGAUCCAGUACCCUCCGGUCUUCCUCCAAUCGACGAGGUCCUCGUCGCCCCAACAGUCGUGGGUAAGCAACUGUACGACUUGGUGGCAGAGGAACGCGGCAUUCAGCAGGCCAUUUACGCCCUACAAACUGCCCACGUCAAAGGUAUGAUCGGGGUGGAAACAUGGUCCCGGCACACACGCGGGUUAGCGCGAGAGGCCUUCUUAAAGCGAGCUCUUAUACGAAAAAUCGGGAAGGGCAUGGGUCUUGAUGAAUAUCAAAUCUAA